This is a messenger RNA of Aphanomyces invadans, 820 nucleotides long. RefSeq lists its product as hypothetical. The coding region runs from base 1 to 786 and encodes 261 amino acids. NCBI's taxonomy places the organism in Eukaryota, Oomycota, Saprolegniomycetes, Saprolegniales, Verrucalvaceae. The transcript has a single exon. The record is from RefSeq and is a predicted model, not a curated record.
AUGCAAGCCAUCGUUCAUGUCCCGGAGGUAUGGGCCCUCGUCGCAUCGUUCCAGCCUGGGCUAUACCCAGACAUUGCGCGGCUCUGCCAGCGCAUCCAUCUCCAUGAGUACCACGACUUCCAGCACUGCAAAUGGUUUGUAGCUGGCUCAAGGCUCGUGCCACACCCAGCGCUCAGGUACGUCCGGCGGUUUGAGAGCUCUGGGUUUGGGCCGUUCUAUUGGGAGCGCGGUGUCCAUGGCGUCCUGAGGCUAUUGGCAUGCAAACCGGGCUUUCUCGCCAUUGUGACAGCUCACGCGGCGUACUUUAAUCACAUCGACGUCCUCGAACAAGUUUGCCCAUCCAAGUGGAGCCACCACUCGGACGCAUACGUGGACCGGGUCCGCCGCAUCAAGAAGCUUGCGUGGAGCAAUUCAUUCCGCAACAUUUGUUUGGCAGACACGAUCGAACCACUGGAUCUAGCGGCGAUUCAAGGUCAUUUGGCGGCCGUUGCACUGCUGUAUCGAAAUGGUUACCCGUAUUCCCACCACGCCCUCGACGGCGCAGCUGAAAUGGGGCAUUUGAACAUUGUGAAAUUUCUCGUCGAACAAGUCGGCAUGCCUUGCACGACCAAGACGCUGUCGAGGGCCGCCAACAAGAAUCAUAGCCACAUUGUGCAAUAUCUCAUGCUUCACAACAUCCAGCCCCUUCCUUACGAUUUCAAUUGUGGAUGUGGAAACUACGGCGAAGUCGCAACAGAUCCGUUCGCGUCGGGCAGCGACCGCUGCUGCGUUUGUACGAUAAUGUGACGCUAUGAAAUGAAUCUAGUGGUUUGUACGAAGA